This is a messenger RNA of Hemibagrus wyckioides, 2177 nucleotides long. RefSeq lists its product as uncharacterized. The coding region runs from base 271 to 1038 and encodes 255 amino acids. The transcript is spliced from 6 exons. NCBI's taxonomy places the organism in Eukaryota, Metazoa, Chordata, Actinopteri, Siluriformes, Bagridae. The record is from RefSeq and is a predicted model, not a curated record.
AUUUUCUAUACCUCUGAGCUGCUGUGUAACAGUAAAUGCUUUCUGAAAAAUUAGCGUCUUUAUAAGCGUCAUAAUUCUAUGAUGCAGUAGAUGAAAUCCCCAUGACAAAGGGUUGUAAUCUCAGGAAGUGCCAGUGAUUGACAAAUAUUUCAUGUUUAAAGUGAAUUUUUAUCCUUGCCGCACAACAACAUAAGGGGUGGUUCCUUAUUUUAGUCAUUGAGCAGAAUCAUUCUGGAUCUGUGAGGAAGCCUGUGAGACUGAGGAGCUAAAAUGAAGCUUGUCUACUUUUUCCUUUUAUGUUUCACAAAUGGUAUAAACCCUACAAAAGGACAACUACAUCUGGAGUUGAGUGGAAAAAUGCUUCUUAGAUUUGUGUUUCAUCCAAAUUACAAUUACUAUCAGAAGUCCUGUUGUAAAUUUACUAGAUAUGGGUGUAUCAUUUUUGUAACUAGCAACGGAUAUGUACAUAAUGCAUACGAAGGCAGAAUAGAAACCUAUGAAUACUCUGGAGCAUUUGAUGUUCGAAUCUGGAAUGUGCAUGCACAGGAUGCUGGGAUGUACAGAUGUGAAAUCUCUGGGACACAACAAUACAAGGAUUUUCAAGUUGUUCUAACCGGUAGUGAGACUGAACUGAACCCAAUACAAGCCUUUCCAAAAUCUACCAUCUCACCAGUCAGUUCAGCACAUAACCUCUUAGAGAAACACCAAGAGAUAUCUAGUACUAAAUGGAGCUUGAAAUUCAUCCUGGGAACCAUUUUUGGCAGCUUGGUAAUCAUUGUCAUUAUGGCCAUCUCACUGGCUGUGGUCUACUAUAAAAAGAAAUCAAGAGAUAAACAUCCUAGUAGCUUCCCUAGUGCACCCAACGUCAUACAACAGCAUCCUCAGGAGCUCAUCUACACCACAGUGGACUUCAAGCUCCAUCAAAAAACAUCCAACAUAUAUGCCAACCUGGACAUCCACACCUUAGGACCUGGUUCAAGCAAUGCAUUCAAAGCACAGGACAGUGUAGAGUAUGCUACAAUAGCAGGGGCUUUAUGAUUAAUGAAAAACAUAAUCAUGAUAUGUGACUGUUUUUAUUAGAGUGGAUGACUGAAUACUUUUGCCAUUGAAAUAUUACAGUAUUCACAUAUUACAUAGGCUGCAAUGGCCUAUUUGUGGAGAAACUAUUUUCUGAAGGUUUUGUGGUGUUUCUUUUUGGUUUCUUAUCAAACAAGACAUGAGCUUUUAUACUGUGAAGUGUGCACAUGCCAGUAUUUACUUGUUUAUCUAUGUGCAUUGAACUCUUUGCUUUUGCUCAAUAUAAGUUUGAAGAUAGUCAAUAUUAAACAGAGUCACAAGUUUUCUAUUUUGCAUUUUUUUUCCCUAACAAUUCUCAUUACAAAAUAUAGUAUUGACAAUUUGAGUGAAAAAGACUUUCUUAGUAUUUGGUACGUCCCUUUUUGCUUUAAUGACAGUGUGAGCUCAAGCUUGCAUGGAUUUUACAAGUUUGUGCAAAACUUUAUGAUCCAGUGUCGUUUGAACACUUGUGUCAAUAGACGAGAUUAUAUUAGUCAUGAGGAAAAUCUGACCUUUUGUACAAAGGAGUUACAUGAUAUGAAUAGGGACCUGGAAAUAGAGUCUUGAAUAUUAAAUAUUCAAAAUAUUGAACAUUUACUUUCUUUGUUUUAAAUAUUUCAAAAUUCUUCUGAUUUUCUCCAAUUUUAAUUAAAAAAAAAAAUCCCAGAUUUUCAACAGCUUUUGUACCCUAUUGUAUAUGAACAACAGAUAAUAUUAGUAUCAGAAAAAAAACCUUUUGAUAUCCUAGACAUAUUCACCUCAAAAUGAAUUGUUUUUAGGCACCUGAUAUGACUAUGUGCAGAUGGAUCCAGUAUCAUCAAUUUACCUUUCAUGCCUUUAUAGUGGUAAAGCACUAACACAAAGAAGUUGAUUUGUGAUGAAUAUUUUUAUUUUAAUUGCAUGCUUUCAUAUUUCAUUUGCAAAAGACCAAAAUAAAAGUUUAGUAUUUUAAUCCUUAUUGCCAUUAGUUCUUUAUUAAAUUAGUAAGACGUCGCAGCCAGGCCCACAGAGCUGUUCCCCCUGUUAAAGAUUGUGUACCAAUUCCUGAUGAAAACAUCACCCAAGAUCCAGGAGAAACUGCUUCCAAAGUUGCCACCCGCGAAACCCGUUUGGCAUCCACU